Molecule: messenger RNA, 2495 nt
Organism: Chiloscyllium plagiosum (whitespotted bambooshark)
Lineage: Eukaryota; Metazoa; Chordata; Chondrichthyes; Orectolobiformes; Hemiscylliidae
Product: interferon-inducible GTPase 5-like
Cellular component (GO): membrane
Molecular function (GO): GTPase activity; GTP binding
Source: RefSeq, a predicted model, not a curated record
UCAGUAACAAUAAAUUCUCCACAAAUAAACCCUCAGACAUGGCUCAGUCUUCCAAGUCUACAUAUUUUAAUCAAGAUGAACUCCAAGAUCACAAGGCCGCUUAUGAAAAAGGUGGACUGGGGAACGCUGCCUCUUUGAUACAGCAGAAGUUAAAUAUUCUUUGCAAUACCGAGCUGAACAUUGCAGUGAUGGGAGAUUCCGGUGCAGGGAAAUCCACCUUCCUCAAUGCGAUGAGAGGAGUUCAGGGCGAUGAUGACAGAGCAGCUGAAUCUGGGCCCACAGAAACCACAAUGAAGCCAACCUCAUACCCACACCCUCACCUGCCAAAUGUUUGCUUCUGGAACCUGCCAGGAAUUGGAACAACAAACUCCCCUACAAAAAUGUACCUGAGUGGAAUGACUUUUCAAAUAUAUGAUUUCUUUGUCAUUAUUUUACACGGCCGAUUCAGAGAAAAUGACAUUUCUAUAGCUAAUGAGAUUAAAAAGCUUGGGAAGAAUCUAUACUUUGCCCACUCCAAAAUAGAUAGUGAUCUCUAUUCAAUGAGGAAGCGAAACAGGAAUUUUAAUGAAGGGGAAGAACUGAAGACGAUCAGAAGAGACUGUGCCAGUAAAUUGGAAGAGGCAGGGAGUUCAGCACUCACUGUUUUCCUGAUAUCAAGCUUUGAAAUGAAUGGUUUUGAUUUUCCAAACUUAAGGGAAACCCUCGCAAAUAACCUUGAUGAUCUAAAGAAGCACAUAUUCAUGAUGUCACUUCCAAACACAACCUUGGAAAUUAUCCAUAACAAAAGAAAAGGGCUGAAGAAACAAAUCUGGAUGUUAGCUACAGUUUCUGGAUCAGUGGGAGCAGUUCCAGUUUCUGGCCUGUCCUUUGCUUGUGACACUGGGAUACUGGUUUGUGCAAUUAAAGAAUUCCGUAAAUAUCUGGGUUUGGACAACGCGUCACUUCAAAGACCAGCAAAUAGAACAGGGAAACCUGUAAAAGAUCUGAAAGCAGUGGUGAAAUCUCCCCUGCUAGGGGAAAUAAGUAAGGACUUUGUGUUGCAAAAGUUAAAAGGUUCGGUUUUUGGUGGAAUUUCUGCAGCUAAACCUGUCUUUGACUUCAUCCCAGUCAUCGGUCCAAUCUUUGGAGCAGGAUCAUCAUUUCUGCAGACCAGGAAGAUGUUGAAUAAUGUACUGAAUGACCUGACAGAGAAUGCACAGAGAGUGGUAAAAGCUGUCUUUGGGACUGACUGAAAUGCUGACGUAUUAUGACAUUGAAUUCCUAUAACUUAUGAAACAUUCCAAAGAAGAAAGCAUUGUGGGAAAUGCUGGUGUUGGACUGGGGUGGACAAAUGAAAUGAAAUAUUUUUGAAAUAUUCUUUCAUUGGCUGUGGGACCUCUUGAAAUAUGAAAGGAUGUAGAAGUUGCCAUAACAAUGGAAUGCGCUUCAUUUUUGUAAAUUAGGCAGCCUAUUUUGACAACAAGUCCUAAAAAAAGCUUUCAGCAAAUGUGAUUAAUGACAAGUUUAUUUUCUUUGGAUGAUGUUUAUUAAGUGAUAACUGUUUCCCUCUGAACAUUAGGAAAACUCCUUCAAACAGUAUCAACAAACAAGGAUGUGGUUUAACCUUUCAGUCAAAAAAAUCACAUUGCAACAUUUCAGCAAUUAAUAAUUUAUUGAAGUACCAAUCGGAUUACAUGCUGAAAUCUCAAGGAAUCAAUUUCUCAAUUACAGCAAUGACUGUCCUAACGCUGUUUCAUUUUUCUCUCUGUUUCACCGUCCUGGUUCUGUGUUCUUUGGUCAAAGCAAUCCAUUGAUCUUAGCUCAGGAAUGUGACUGCUGCAUCAGUGAAUGGACGGUCCCUUCCAGCAAUACACUCAGAGGAAACAGUCUGAAUGUGCUCUUUGUUCUGUGUUGUUAUCGUUACGUUGAUAUAACAGUUCAAAGAUAGAUUGUCUCCUUCUUCCUCCUUUGGCUUUCUGUUACAUGGAGCAACCAUAAUAUGUGCAACUGUUGGGUGGUCUUAGAGUCAGAUGCUCUACUUGUCACUAACCUUUCCCAUCAACAGCAGAGUUGACCAGGAAUCACUCUCUGCUCUUAUCGCCUGCUACAGAUGGAUUGGAAGAAUGCACUAGUUUAUUCAAUAAUAGACUGCACUUCUCAAUAUAAGUGGAACUUAACAUUUCAAAGUUUAAAGUUUGAGGAAGUCUGUCAGUUAAUCUGCUUCUAACCUCAAUGGAAGAUGGUGGCAAUUUCAGAAAAUUAGCAUCAAUUGUUUGUCAGCUUUUGAGGUUUCCACAGACCUUACAAUGAAAUUCUAGCUAACAAGCUGAAAAAUUCAAUGAAAGUCAUUCCCUACAUGUGCCAUCUGUAGAGACUGAUAUUUUGUUUAAGAAGAUAUCUGGUCUUCCAAUAAAUAGGUAAAAAGAUGAGACUUAUUGAGAAUUUUACAGUCCCUAAUGUAUCUGACUCUACUACCCAUCACUGGCAGUGCAUUCCACACACCCACCACUCUCUGU